CUCCAUAACAGUGUGACAGAAAAUGUAUAAUCUUUCGGUGCUCGGUAUGCCUAAAAAACUCGAUCCAAUCUCGGAACCUUUAAGCAUCACAAGGGUUCGACUUGCAACUUGACCAUCGAACACAACCCACUGAGUUUCUCGCCAGAUCUUUUCAGUGGGUCUCGACUCCGAUUUGGUGUUCAACGAAGCACUGCCUAUGCCAAGAAUCAUUUACACUAGUCAGUCUUUUCAAUCAGAAACUUUAACAAUCAAAUCCUUUUGCCAUCGAAACCGAGAAUGUCCCAUAAAAAAUUAUGAGCCAUCAAACAAAUGUCAAAACAAAUUCCGUAUUUUUUUGUUUUAAUUUUGGUACCUUUAUUAAACGUAAUAUUUAUUCAAGGCGAGCGGCUAAAUACGAUGAAUUCAAAACGCGUAAUCUUGGUUAACAUUAGAAAUUAAAUAAAAAUAGCUAUUUGUGGUAUUGUUAUUUUGGGUGAACUAUUUUUGUCUGCUCCACAUUCGGUGCAACGAAAUAAAUUUUGACAACCAGGAACAGACUGCAUGCUGGAGUAUAAAUGUAAUGGUGAUGACGUGCGUUGCUGGAAUGGGUGAUACGGUGCUGCGCGAGCGGCUACCGGCUCUCUGGAGGAGAAUAGAGGACGCUCACUACAGCUACCUCGAGACUGACGAAAGUCCAGAGAAAUUGCAGCAGAAGAAGAAACUUGAAGAUUAUAUAAUCGAGUACCUGUCUUUAGUGCCUCAUGAAUGUAAGUUCGGUUUAUCGGAGACGGGAAAAGUCUUCCAGCGGACAAUCAACGAGUUACCUGACUUUAGUGCUUACCGCGCCGGCAUCGGAUGGGCGGCUCUGGCAAGAUACGCGACCAACCUACUCGCUCAGCCUUGGAGGAAGGAAUACAGGUCUAUCAGGUUGUAUUCUGGAUACUACAAACACGAGGUGGAAGCUAAUCUCGUCAGUGCCGAGACGCUUCUCCACGCGAUGGGCUACAAGCCGGCCGGGAGCGGCAGGCUGGUGUUGGAAGAGCCCAUCUGCCCUGACAUGGUAGCUGCGGUGUCUAGGGACGCCCUCAUAGCGCAUUGUGAAUGUCAGAUAAUGUGCCAGAUCUGGGAGGCUGUGUGGAGUAACGGAGUGCGCGCCACAUGGGCGGAGAUCGCUCGGCAGCGUGCGCAGCCCGACACGCAGCACGCCCGCAGCCGCGGAUACGGACACGAUUCAGACAUAUAUUCGAAUGUUCCUGUGACGGCUGCGUCGGAGCCCCCCCACCGCAGUAGAAUGGUCGACCCCCGAUAUCACGACCACUCCCUGCAGCAGUGCGGCUACCUGUGUGAGGAUCCACACGAGGACUUCCCAGUCGUGCCGUACAUGGUGCCCCCAGCAAUGAUGUACCCGUACCAGCACCCGCACGAGGUUCCCGUCACCCUGCCCCAGUGCAGCACAGUCCCCAUGAUGACUCCCUACGGCGUGCCUUAUUACUACCCGGUCCAGGCCCCAUACAUGAUCCCCACGCCCGUAUAUCCCCCCAUAAAACACGCAACGAACGUACCAAUCAAUGGCUACCCUCCAGUCGCACAGUACAAAUAUCCUGCAGUGCCCACGGGACAACUCAUAGAAAUCGAAUCGAACUACGAGAACGGUAAAUUUGAGAGGUAUAGAGACGAAGACAGGCACAAGCGGAGACAGGAAUCUUCUAGGAGGAACAGCACUUCGAAGUCUGGCUUCAGUGACGUCACUCUACCAAGUCUGCCUCGCUCUGACACGCAACCCACGCUAAGCAAAGCGAAAGAAGACGGCAUGGGCACCUACGAGAGCUGGGACUACGUUUUCAGAAAUUUAUCGAGUAAAGACCACGACGAAAGCCGGAGCAGGUUCUCUCCGUCUCUCGAUAGAGACUCCCGGACCUUGGACAGAUUGGACAGGGAAGAGAGGAGAGCUAAAUACCAACCGACUACCCUCGAUUUAGAGGACGGCCUCCAAGCGUUACACCUGGACCGAACUUACGACGAGGAGAUGUACAGGACCGCGAAAGUUAACGAAAAUCUAAUGAGAAUGAAACAGGAACAGGAGUCGAAACGAACGAAGCAACUCGCCAAGAAACAAACGGACGAGAGAAGGACGAGGAAGGCGACCGAGCCUAUCGGUAACCCCGAGGCUGACGCGUUGGUCCCCAACAAGGUCGCCCCGGAUAAAGUCAAGCUGCUGACGAAGAAGGAAAUCAAGGAGAGGAAGGACGUUAUCAAACAGCAGAACAGCGCGAAUGGCCCCGUCCAAAGCACGGCUGAAGUCAAGAAAGUCAGGAAGCCCGCGAAAUUGGUAGCCCAGGAAAUCGACAAACCAAAGGGCAAGACUGCAGAGAACGGCCACCAAAAUACAGCGCACUCUUCGAAAACGAAUGCAUCAUCGAGUCCGCAGAGCUACGAUCUGAAAGCGCAGCUAAUAGUGUCGUUAGAUGAACCGGACCAAGUGAGGAGGUCGCCGCCGGGACAGAACGGCGAGAACCGACCCGCGAGCCGGACGUCGUCAUCGCACGAGAAAGAAAAACCGGCUAAUCAAACGAAAACCGGGAAAUGGGAAUGCGCUACGUGCACGUACUUGAACCGGGACGCGCUCGUGGCGUGCGACAUGUGCGGCAAGUCCAGGAGGGGCCCCCAGAUCGAGCCGCUCACGUCGGGGGGUCGGGAGUGCCCCGCCUGCACGCUCGUCAACCAGCGAGACGCGAGGGUCUGCGACGCCUGCGGGACCAGCCUGGAGCACUGCCCGACGUACAUAUAGGACGAUCUUGUGACGUGUAACUG
Messenger RNA from Bombyx mandarina (wild silkworm), 2790 nucleotides. RefSeq names its product PUB and ZnF_RBZ domain-containing protein tamozhennic (gene tamo). Gene Ontology annotation, cellular component: cytoplasm. The record is from RefSeq and is a predicted model, not a curated record. NCBI's taxonomy places the organism in Eukaryota, Metazoa, Arthropoda, Insecta, Lepidoptera, Bombycidae.